Armigeres subalbatus is the source of this 1152-nucleotide messenger RNA. RefSeq lists its product as uncharacterized. The record is from RefSeq and is a predicted model, not a curated record. The coding region runs from base 1 to 1152 and encodes 383 amino acids. The transcript has 4 exons. NCBI's taxonomy places the organism in Eukaryota, Metazoa, Arthropoda, Insecta, Diptera, Culicidae.
AUGUUGGCAGCUUGGAAUCGCUUGCGUAUCUGGUGGUCUUCAAUGUGGACGCAAGUUUGCAGAUUUUGGUCGAGCGAGGGUCCUGCUGGAGAUUGUUUCUGGUUGUUGGAUUUUCUGUUGCUUCUCGCAGUCCUUCAAUUUUUUGAUUCGUCGCAAACAAAAAGUGAAACUGCAUUUCAAAUCGUGUUAGAUGUGAUUAAAGUCACCGUCGUAUGUUUGGUCGGCGUAAGAGUACUACUGAUAGUGUCUCUCGAAAAGCCGAUCACAUCCCUGCGAAAAUCCAUCACUAGUGAUCGAGUGAACUCCGGCGACAGGGCCUUCGAUGAACUGGAAUAUAGAAGAUUCAACAAAUCCGGCCGUGCAAUGUUGCUAAUUAUAUAUGGUCUAAUCAUCAUCGAUACCAUACUGCUUUCGAUCCCAAACCCGAUGAAGGAUAGCGUGCUUGAGCUGCCCCCUCAGCUCUGUCGGGUUGGAAAACAAAUGUCAGGUGUUUUCUAUUUUGCCUUCGUUGGCUUCAUAGCAUUGUCCAUGAUUCCCAGAAUGUUCUGUAGCCUGGCCUGUAGUGGAAUUUUGCUCAUGGGACUGCGGCUGAAACUCAAGAUGCUAACCCACCGUUACAAAACCAUAAUUGAAUAUCCUUUCCUGGACGCGGAUAGAUAUUAUAGUCGUGUAGACCGAGAAGUGCAGAAUGUCGUGGAUCAACAGCUCGAAUGCUGGAGUCAGCUACAGGUCUUGAAGGAUUGUGUUGGAAAGCAAUUUUUCAUGGUGCAUUACUUUGCUGUUUUUGCCAUUGGUGCCUUGCUGUUCGUUUGCCAAGAUAUGGGACUCAAUAUAUUGUCCGUAGCUAUUGUAACAACCACAAUGGGAUUUUUGCUGGAAUAUUAUUUGUGGUGUGCCUUGGUGGACUCUCUGCAAGAUGAGGCUCAAACUAUUGGGUACUUGAUUUUCGAGCUUUGUGCCAAGAUUCCUUACAUCCACAAGUAUAGACAUCAGUACAAACGUUUACAAACGUCGCUAAUGAUCACCUGGAUCAACACUGGUAAUGGAUUGAAGAUGAAUUGCAUGGGACUUUUUGAAAUCUCGAAAGUGUCUUUUGUCUAUUUGCUUAACGUAGCGUACAAAGUUUUAAUGUUUCUGAUUAAUAUGAAUUAA